UGUGCCCCCUGCCCCCAGAGCCAGAGAAUGGUGGCUACAUCUGCCACCCCCGGCCCUGCAGAGACCCCCUGACAGCAGGCAGUGUCAUCGAGUACCUGUGUGCUGAAGGCUACAUGCUGAAGGGUGACUACAAAUACCUGACCUGUAAGAAUGGCGAGUGGAAACCGGCCAUGGAGAUUAGCUGCCAUCUCAACGAGGAAAAAGACACCCAUACGUCACUCGGGGUCCCCACGCUCUCCAUAGUGGCUUCUACUGCCAGCUCCGUGGCACUCAUUCUCUUCCUCGUGGUGCUCUUUGUGCUGCUGCAGCCAAAGCUGAAGUCUUUCCAUCACAGCAGGCGUGACCAGGGUACAUCUGGAGAUCAGGUCUCCAUCAUGGUAGAUGGAGUCCAGGUUGCACUACCAUCAUAUGAGGAGGCUGUGUAUGGCAGUUCUGGUCACUGUGUGCCGCCAGCUGACCCCAGAGUGCCGAUUGUGUUGUCAGAAGGAUCUGGGCCCAGCGGGAGGAGCAUGCCAAGGGAACAGCAGCUGCAGGACCAGGGGGCCUGCUCCUCCGUAGGUGGAGAGGAAGAAGCCCCGGGCCAGUCCGGACUGUGUGAAGCCUGGGGCUCUCUGGGCUCCGAGACUGUGAUGGUGCAUCAGGCGUCCACCUCCUCUUGGGUGGCUGGCUCAGGGAACAGCCGACUGGCACACAAAGAAGCCACAGAUUCAGAGAACAGUGACAUACAAAGCCUUUUAUCCCUCACGUCGGAGGAGUACACAGAUGAUAUUCCACUGUUGAAAGAAGCAUGAGGGCUGCCGCCAGCCUCUGUCCUCUCUGCCCUUCCUCCCUCUCCCUGUGGGUUUGAGCACCGUGUACUCUCCAGCCACCCCCGGAUACUUGAGCUGCCACCUGUGUAUCUGUGUAUCUCUGAGGGCCUGCAGGCCCACCUUGCUGGAAACUGAAGGAAGAUUCUCGCCAUCUGCCUGCUGGACAGCUGGAGGAGCUGGCUCUUUGCCUGGCCUGGCCUUCCUAUCUGUCGGGGACAUAUUUGAAUGUGCUGGAUUGAACCCUUUUCUUUCCCUGAGCCUCUGGGUCCCCUCCAGCCACAUUUUUGGCCACAGCCCCACCAGCCCACAUGGGCCUCAGUGCCGCUGCAUUUACUUGUGCCUUCCCCCCACCCCUUCCAGUUUCCCUGUCAUGCGGGCUUGUUGCUGUCCACAAGCCUUAGUGGCCACACAGCUGUCCCUUGCCUCACAGGGGCCGGGCCUGAGUCUGGUCUGUUUCCUUUGAUUGCUGGCACUGCUGCCCUUUGCAGGAGCAGACACAAAAGUGAGAGCUCUCAAGUCAGGAUUGGCUCUAACUGGAGUGAGUGUGUGAGUCCCUGGGCUUGCCUUGGUUACUUUGUUGGUGCAUUUCCUUGGCCGAGGAUGGAGAUUUCGGAAAUUGUGCCAAAGCCAUCCCAACACCUGGCUUUCCAGCUCAGAGGUGCAGGCCCUUGGUCCUGUUGAGUUGAGAGUUUCCAAGAAGCAUCCAGAAGGUCCCGAGGGAGGGAAGAAAGGUGGCUGAUAAUGAUUGUCUUCCUGAUAUGCAAGUCCCUACUUCCUCCUUCAGCAUUGGGCUUCCUGGCCUUGGUUUCCCCUACUUCCCUGUAGUGUAGGGGAGAUUGCAUGCUGCCUCCUGGGUUUAAUUCCAGGCAGCUCCGGCUUCCCUGCUGCCCACAGGGCCUGAGGCAGGAGAGCUGCUGAGGUGCCAUGGAAUGCCCAUCUGGUCACUGGCAGUCUGGGCAGGUUGCCCCUUUCUGGGUUCGUGGUGAUGGAGGGGAGGCCAAGAGGCACAGACGGAGUUUCUGGGUGGCUGCAGGCAGCUCCAGCCCAGUCCUGAGGAUCCUCCUCACCAUGGUCAUGUGCCUUAGUAACUGUGCCCAGGAAGUGGCCUGCUGUCUGCCACGCCACUGCUUUCCCUACUUUUUUUUUUUUUUUUAAGAUGACCGGUAAGGGGAUCUUA
Molecule: messenger RNA, 1986 nt
Organism: Galeopterus variegatus (Sunda flying lemur)
Lineage: Eukaryota; Metazoa; Chordata; Mammalia; Dermoptera; Cynocephalidae
Gene: SUSD6
Product: KIAA0247 ortholog
Exons: 4
Source: RefSeq, a predicted model, not a curated record